Gambusia affinis (western mosquitofish) is the source of this 2386-nucleotide messenger RNA. It is a transcript of the gene clk2b, whose product is annotated as CDC-like kinase 2b. The transcript has 11 exons. Gene Ontology annotation, cellular component: nucleus. Bases 426 to 1595 code for a protein of 389 amino acids. Gene Ontology annotation, molecular function: protein tyrosine kinase activity; ATP binding. NCBI's taxonomy places the organism in Eukaryota, Metazoa, Chordata, Actinopteri, Cyprinodontiformes, Poeciliidae. Gene Ontology annotation, biological process: regulation of RNA splicing; protein phosphorylation. The record is from RefSeq and is a predicted model, not a curated record.
UCGCCUUCGCUGUUUCUGUCGUCUCAUUCUGUCCGUCACCCUCCGUCUUUGUCUGUACUUUUGCUUUCUUCUACUUUUUGUGUGUUUGGUUUUUCUUUUUACGUUUUUUUAUUAUUAUUAUUAUUUCUGUCUGAGUUUCUGUCUGUCCUUGUUGACUUUUCUGUCAAGUUUGUGUCUUUCCUUCACUUCAGGUUUCUGCUGACAGCACUGGAGGCUAUUUUUUACUUUUUCAGUUCUAGAUCCUCUGCUUGUGUUUUUUUAAGCCACUUAUUUCAUAUUCAUGGUGCUACCCUCAUUUCUUUUUCUCUACCUAGCUCCUAAAGCUUAUCAGCUGCCACUUUAUCUGCUUCUCCUUAAAGGAACAUCCCUCUAUCUUCUCUUCCUCUUGAACUUGACCUUGCUAGUAUCUGAUCUGCACCUCUGUGAUGGGAAACAAGGAGCUGUUUUCUCUCCUGAAGGGCUUCCUGGACUGCAUUUGUCUCCGCCUGUCACAGAGAAGCAUCAACAUUGAAGCUGAAAAUGAGCGGGACUCUAAAAAUGGCCACCUGACCUACGACAGCGGGGACAUCCUGGAGGACAGAUAUGAGGUGCUCGACACGCUGGGAGAGGGAACCUUCGGGAAAGUGGUGCAGUGUCUGGAUCACAGCAGAGGAGGAAGACCAGUAGCUCUGAAGAUCAUCAAGAACUUGGAGAAAUACAGAGAAGCGGCCAAGCUGGAGAUAAACGUUCUGGAGAAAAUCCGGGCCAAAGAUCCUGAGAGCAAGCAUUACUGCGUUCAGAUGCUCGACUGGUUUAACUUCUGCGGCCAUGUGUGCAUCUCGUUUGAGCUGCUGUCUCUCAGCACCUUCGACUUUUUGAAAUCAAACAACUUCCUGCCGUACCCCAUUAACCAGGUCCGACACAUGGCGAGCCAGAUCUGCCACGCUGUCAGCUUUCUCCAUGACAACAAGCUGACUCACACCGACCUGAAGCCUGAGAACAUCCUCUUCGUCAACUCCAACUACUCCCUCAUCUACAACGCUGAAAAGAAAUGUUGUGAACGGAGGAUAAGAGACACAACGGUGCGGCUGGUUGACUUCGGCAGCGCCACCUUCGAACAAGAACACCACUCUCUGGUCGUCUCCACUCGUCACUACAGAGCCCCAGAGGUCAUACUGGAGCUGGGCUGGAGUCACCCGUGUGACGUUUGGAGCAUCGGCUGCAUCCUGUUCGAAUACUACGAAGGCUUCACACUCUUCCAGACUCAUGACAAUAAAGAGCAUCUGGCGAUGAUGGAGAGAAUCCAGGGACCAAUUCCUCUGAGAAUGAUUCAGUGGAGCAGGAAGCGCAGGUAUUUCCAUCAUGGGCACCUCGACUGGAAUGAAAGCUCCAAGGCCGGACGCUACGUUAAGUCUAAGUGUAAACCACUGAGGAACUACCUGUUAUCACACGGGAGAGAGCAUCACCAGUUUUUUGAUCUCCUGGAGCGGAUGCUGGAGUACGACCCGGUGAAACGGAUCUCUCUCCCCGCCGCUCUGAACCAUCCCUUCUUCCUGCCGCCCAGUCAGUCUGCACGGACUCAGGCCUGGAGGAACAGCUGGGACAACAGCAAAUGACCCUGAAGAGCUUCUUGGUGCUUCAUGGACCACAUGGAUGUGUUUACAGGUUUACAACAAAUCGUUCUUAACACUGUAUUCAUAUUGUGAAAGAGAGUAAUUGAGGGCUCACAGAUUAGGCAGAGGAUUAAUUUAUUUGCAAAUGAAGAGGUGGAUGUUGUGCUGAGGAACGUUUAAAUUAGAGUGAGGCUGAGCUGGAUUGCACCGACUGAACACUGAAGGUUUGAAACUCUGAUAAAUAUCUGAACAAAGCCUUCUUCAUUCCAAAGAAUACAAAUCCUCUUUAUUAGAUUUCUACUCAAACAAACUGUGAAGGAAGCUUUUAGCUUUACGGACCCUGUUCUUCUUUUACUUUGCCUUAUUUGCUCCAUGUUGCAUCAUAAAAGUUAAAACAGUUUUUCUGUUAUUUAGACGAGAUCCAGUGUCAAGCACUACAAAAAUAUACAAAAAUUAGAUAAACUGCUUAGAGAAAUGUAGCUAUUUAACAAAAGGGGAUAGGUUAUAAAGAGGUUUGUUUUUGUGCACUUACACGGAGUUAGAUCAGAGAGAAAUAGGAGCAGUCUUCAGCUCACAUGUCAGAAGAAAAGGAAGUAUAAAAUGACAAAAUAUCACAAAGUGUGUUAAUAUAUUUACACUUUAAAGCAAGGAAAUGCAAAACCUUAAAUUUAUGUUUACAUUCUGUCAUCUGACAAUAAUAACGUCUGUGUUUUUUUUUUUUUAUUAUAAAUUUUGUAUGAACUGACAACUGUGAUAGAAUAAUAAAUGAGUCUCCUGGCUCGAUGAUGAAUCCA